CAGAGGAAUAUUAUCAUGAGGAGGUUCUCUCUUCACAUUGCAACCAUUUAUGAUCUCCAUUAACCCACCAUUAAUGUGUGAUUUUCUCUGGUGUUGUAUGGUGUAAGUUUUUAUCAUUUAUUAUAUUUACAUCUUUAUUUUUACAGGCAUGAAGAGUGCAGAAGAUUAUAGUAAUUCAAGCAAUCAUUUAUUUAAUGUUUCAAAGUAUUAUUUUGAGAAGUUCUUGUUGUUGGAGGUCCUGGUUGGGAUUUUCCUCUAUAUAAACUGCUUGAUGUUAUUCACAUUUCUGAAAAAGGAGGCGUUUAGAGAAGAAACUCGAUACAUUUUGUUUGCACAAACACUGUUUGUGGACACUGCUUUCAUACUGUUAUCUGGCUUGCUUACUAUUGUGAGUUAUUUCCAGUACCCCAUGCACAUGAUUAUUUGUACUCUCAGUUUCCUAAUUCAGUCUAUUUUCACCUGUUGUACACCACUGACUUUGGUGGCUAUGUGUCUGGAACGCUAUGUGGCUAUAUGCAUGCCUUUGAGACAUGCAGACAUUUCCACCAACAGGACCAGAUUAUAUGGGCUUCUUAUCAUAUGGAGUGUCAGUUCUAUAAUUCCAGUGUUCAGUGUUAUAGGAUAUUGGGCAGUAGCCCCAGCUGCUGCUCUAUUCUCCUAUGCAGUUUGUAAUUCAGAGAUAAUGUUAAUCCAAGAGUGGCAGGCACAUGGUCGUGCCAUAAUUUUCAUUAUCCUUUUCAUUUUUAUGUCUAUUAUCAUUGUGUUCACCUACAUCAAGAUAAUGAUUGCAGCCAGAGCUGCAUCUUCUGAGAAAAAGAAAUCCACCAAUAAGAGUCUCAGAACUGUGCUGCUUCAUGCUGUUCAACUGUUUCUGUGCAUGAUACAGUUUUUUAACCCAUAUAUAGAAAUGGCAUAUUUCAAAGUUGAAGAAAACACAUUUAAGAAUAUAAGAUAUUCUAAUUUUAUUGUUUUUUUGUUUUUACCACGUAGUCUUAGUCCAUUGAUUUAUGGUGUCAGAGAUGAAAAGUUUUUCCUUGUUUUUAGACAUUACGCUUUGUGUGGUACUGACCACCUUUUCUCAACAUUGUUUGAAAUCAAACAAGUGAAAAUAAGACCAAUUUAAACACAACACUGGAUAUCAUAACCUUAGAGAUUUUUGUAUGCAGUGGGGUCCAAAUGUAUGAGACCACAUUGAAAAUAUAUUUAUUUUUUUACAAAAUUGGAAAUAAACAAACUUAUGGAGUCCAUGCCAGCUUGAGUUGACACUGUCUUUAAAACAAAAAAGGAGAAAUACAAAAUACUCUACUAUUCAAUAAAGUUGUUGUUGAUAAUAUAAUUUGUAUAUGUGUUGUAUUAAAUUAUUAUAAACUUAUAAAAAUGCAAAAUAGAAGCAUUUUCACUAGUGGUCUCAGGUAUCAGUGCUCUCUCUCUCUCUCUCUCUCUCUCUCUCUCUCUCUCUCUCUCUCUCUCUCCUAUAUAUUCAGGAUAUGUUGAUGAAGGUUUUUACUAGAAAUGUGUUAUGGUUUGACAUUUUAAUAAAUAAACUUCCAUGCU
Molecule: messenger RNA, 1554 nt
Organism: Ictalurus furcatus (blue catfish)
Lineage: Eukaryota; Metazoa; Chordata; Actinopteri; Siluriformes; Ictaluridae
Product: odorant receptor 131-2-like
Exons: 1
Coding region: 149-1123 (324 amino acids)
Biological process (GO): G protein-coupled receptor signaling pathway
Cellular component (GO): membrane
Molecular function (GO): G protein-coupled receptor activity
Source: RefSeq, a predicted model, not a curated record